Molecule: messenger RNA, 1876 nt
Organism: Raphanus sativus (radish)
Lineage: Eukaryota; Viridiplantae; Streptophyta; Magnoliopsida; Brassicales; Brassicaceae
Exons: 8
Coding region: 439-1656 (405 amino acids)
Source: RefSeq, a predicted model, not a curated record
AACUUCUCUAAAUCAUUCUCUGUUCGACACCCGAGAGACGCGUUAUUCAAUUCAAAGCACCUCUGGAUUCUCAUUUCUUUUUUCUUUAAAAAAAAAAAACUAUUUUUAGUGGUGUGUCUUUACACUUUUUUCCAUUUUUAGUCUCAUUGGUUCCUCACGAGAGACAGAGCUAGAAGAGAGAAAAAAAAUCAUCUGUUCUUUCGCUUCAGCUUCUCUGUAUCUGUAUUGCAUAAAAAGAAACUCGAGUUGCCUUGACCGCGUACAGAGAAAGAAAGCUUCAAGGAGAUAGAUAGCGUUUUCCAGAACGUGACUAACAAUUAUAAUAUUGAAAAAGUUCCUCCUCGUGCUUGGUCCGAAACUGACGAAAACAAUCCUAUUAAGACAAAAUCUGGAAGAGGAGACCAGACCAGACCAGUUUUGAAUUUCAGACAAAAAAAAAUGUUCGGGAUCCAAAACAGAAGAGACUUAACAAUGGAGCUCCAAUCCCAAAUCCCGAUCCUCCGCCCGAGCAUCCACGCCCGACGAGCCAACAUCGUCGUCAAGUUCCAGGACAUGUACUCCUUCACGGUGGAAGGAAACGUGGACGACGUGAACGUCCUGAACGAAGUCAGGGAGAGAGUGAGGAACCAAGGGAGAGUCUGGUGGGCUCUGGAAGCUAGCAAAGGAGCUAACUGGUAUCUCCGGCCCGAUACCCUCUUGAUCGGCGGCGACGGUGGCGGUGGUAUCGCGUUGAAGACGUCUCUGAAGAUCUCGGCUCUGGCGAAUGCGAUCACGUUGAAGAGGUUGGUCAGGAAAGGGAUACCGCCGGUGCUGAGGCCUAAGGUUUGGUUCUCUCUCUCCGGUGCUGCUAAGAAGAAGUCUACGGUCCCGGAGAGUUAUUACGGUGAUUUGAGUAAGGCUGUUGAUGGGAUGGUCACGCCUGCCACGCUUCAGAUCGAUCAUGAUCUGCCACGGACUUUCCCUGGCCAUCCUUGGUUAGACACUCCAGAGGGUCAUGCUGCUCUAAGACGUGUGCUUGUUGGAUAUUCGUUUCGUGAUUCUGAUGUUGGUUAUUGUCAGGGACUAAACUAUGUUGCGGCGUUACUAUUACUGGUCAUGAAGACAGAAGAAGACGCGUUCUGGAUGCUAGCAGUUCUUUUGGAGAACGUGUUAGUCCGUGACUGCUACACGACCAACUUGUCUGGUUGCCAUGUUGAGCAGCGGGUAUUCAAAGAUCUGCUUGCCCAAAAAUGUCCUCGAAUAGCUUCUCAUCUUGACGAUAUGGGCUUUGAUGUUUCCCUUGUAGCCACGGAAUGGUUCCUAUGCCUCUUCUCCAAAAGCCUUCCUUCAGAGACAACUCUAAGAGUUUGGGAUGUACUUUUCUAUGAAGGAGCAAAGGUUCUUUUCCAUGCAGCUUUAGCAAUCUUCAAGAUGAAAGAAAACGAGCUGCUUAUGACCCACCAGGUCGGUGAUGUGAUCAACAUAAUACAGACCACUUCACACCAGCUCUUUGACCCUGAUGAGUUAUUAACGGUGGCGUUUGAGAAAAUUGGAUCAAUGACUACAAACACAAUCUCAAAGCAGAGGAAGAAGCAGGAACCGGCAGUGAUGGCAGAACUUGACCAGAGACUGAGGAGACUCAACUCUCUUAAAGAAACUGGUACUAAGAACACAUAAACAUAAGAAGUAUAUGAGUGAGCCAUAAAGUGUACAAGGAGGGAGUCCAAUGGCUUAUAUAUACUUUCUGCUAAAGUAAAUAAAAUAGGAUUUUCUUUAUAAUUUUGAGACCAAAAACAAAAAGACCAACAAGAUCCAUUUUCUGAGAUGGUAAAUGUCAAGUUUCUUCUUUUCUUUUUUUUUUUUGAUAUAAGUUAUAAUCAAUUGUGAUCUUCAUGUU